AGCCAUGGCGCUUGCGAAACUGAGCCUUGGACAGACGGAUGCAAAAAUCACUGUGGUAUAUAAGCCCGAUAUAUCGUGCCUCUGGUGACAGGCCAGCAACUUCGACAUCCAGUCUACAGUAGCAUUCAGCAACUUCCUUUCGCUUUCAGCGCCGUUUCUUUUACAUUCUUUCGCCCAGGUCGGCAUUUGCAAUUUGUUUUAUUUACAAACACCGUCCAAGAGCUAGUCUCUCGUUUUACUCUUCUCACACUUACAACCGUUAAAGUUUACUGUUUUUACGACCAUCCUUUACGGACCCAAACAGCAACAUGGUUUCCAAGACAUUUAUCCUUGCGGCGACGAUUGCCUAUGUCGAGGCCCGGUUUGGCCAGGAGCAGGUUCCCAUUGCCGCUAUUAGCAAAGUCCAGGGUGGUGCUAGUGGUGCCGCUGCCACCAUUGCAGGCGCCGCCAUCUCUGAUUUGCUGGGUGCAGCAAACUCAUGUGCCAAGCUUGUCCGGGCCGAUCAGAUCUUUACUGAACUCGGUGGCGGUGCCGAUGCCCUGACUGCCGCCAUUGGCAUGGUCACGGCCGAGAAGAACACAAACCCUUUUGCCAACAACAACGUUCAGAAUGUCUGUGGUGAUCCCUCGCUUCCUGCUACCGCUCAGCUCCGUGGUAUCACUCCACUCAUCGACCCAGCCGUUGAUGUCAACGGUGCUGCUGCUGCUCUUAGCAAGAGCAGCGCUGCUUCCCCGCUUAAAGCUGAUGGCCUGAGUGUAUUUGAUCUUAUGAGCCAGGCCGGUCUUGGAGACCUAGUUGCUAGUCAGGCUUCUGCUGGUGGUGCGGCUGCAGGUGGAAACGCAGCGGCCAACAACGGAAAUGCAGCAGCAAAUAAUGGAAAUCAGGCUUCUGCCAACAACAACAACAAGAAUAACCGGGCUACGGGAAACAACAAUAACAACAACCAGGCAACUGGAAACAACAACGGCAACGGUAACGGUAACAACCAGGCAACUGCUGGUAACAACCAGGCUGCUACUGGAAACAACAACAAUAAUAAUAACGGCAAACAGGCUGCUACUGGCAAUGCCAACGCUGGCAACAAUAACAACAACGCCAACCAAGGUGCUACUAACAAUAAUGCAAACAACCAGAACAACAACAACGCCAACACUGGAAAUAAUGCGGCCAACACCGGUAACAAUGCUGCCAACACUGGAAACAACGCCAACACGGGCAACAAUGCCGCCAACGCUGGCGCAGCAACAGGCGCAGCAGCAGGCGGCGAGUUCGGAAAAUGCACACCCACCAUCACCUUCCAAGGUGGCGAAGGCUCGCGUCCACCCACGGAAUUCACCUUCCAGAUUGCCGACCCGCUGGCUCGCGGCGGCCAAGGCGAAGCCCUCAACCCAGACAUCAUCACCAACGCGCUGUGCAACCAGCUCACCAACGUGUGUGGUGCCAGUGCCCAGGGCGUGGCUACGUGCAAGAGUGCCCAGGCCGCUGUCAAGGGUGGACCCAGGAACAAGAGCACGGCUGAUAAGUUCAACUCGCUCGUUGGCUUCCCCGGUGCUGUGACGAACCCCGCUGGUGGCCCCGCUGAUGUUCCUGCUGCUGCCGGUGCUGCUGCCGGUGGUGCGAGGAAGAUGCGCAGGGGCUUGAGGUUGUAAGUGUCUGACCAGGCACUUGUUUUCUCUACCUCUCUACCUCUCUGUUGAGUGAGUGAAUGGUGAAAAUAAAACAAUAUGGUGGUCCGUUUUGUGUUGACAACGAACUGUGUAACAUGGUGGGGAUUCUCUUGUACGAUAUAUGGGAUGGAUGAAUGGAUGGAUGGAUGGAUGGGACUUGGAAUGACGAUAUCCCC
Exserohilum turcica Et28A is the source of this 1843-nucleotide messenger RNA. RefSeq lists its product as uncharacterized. Bases 309 to 1649 code for a protein of 446 amino acids. NCBI's taxonomy places the organism in Eukaryota, Fungi, Ascomycota, Dothideomycetes, Pleosporales, Pleosporaceae. The transcript has 2 exons. The record is from RefSeq and is a predicted model, not a curated record.